Molecule: messenger RNA, 857 nt
Organism: Capsella rubella
Lineage: Eukaryota; Viridiplantae; Streptophyta; Magnoliopsida; Brassicales; Brassicaceae
Product: mitochondrial import inner membrane translocase subunit PAM16 like 2
Exons: 4
Coding region: 213-563 (116 amino acids)
Biological process (GO): protein import into mitochondrial matrix
Cellular component (GO): TIM23 mitochondrial import inner membrane translocase complex
Source: RefSeq, a predicted model, not a curated record
GUGUUUGGUCAUCCGUCUGCCGUGUUUCUCCCUCUAGCUUAUUUUUUAUUACACGAACACGAACAACAUAACAGAAGAGAGAACCCUAGAUUGUUCCAUAGCCUUCCUUCGUCAGACUUUUAUCUAUCACUCUUCUUACCCCCCACGAAUCGGAACAUCGUUCUAAAGAGAAGCAUCUGAUUGAGAUUAAUUCGAUCGAUUAAUCGGCUGCCAUGGCAGGGAGAAUACUUGCAAAUUUGAUUGUGAUGGGUUCUGGGAUCAUUGGUCGCGCCGUCUUUCAAGCCUAUCGCCAAGCACUUGCAAAUGCAUCUAAAACUGGUGUUGCGCAAGAAGCAAUGCAGAAUGCAGUACGUAAAGCAGGAAAAGCCAUCAAUGAGCAAGAGGCUAGGCAAAUUCUUGGUGUGACUGAGCAGACCUCUUGGGAAGAAAUAUUGCAGAAAUAUGACAAGCUGUUUGAGAAUAACGCAAAAGCUGGGAGCUUUUACCUUCAAUCCAAAGUUCAUCGAGCUAAAGAAUGUCUAGAAGUUGUAUACAGGAGCAAAGGCAACGGUACUCCUAGUUAAGAGCUUAAAUCUUUUUUUCUUACAGAUUCAGAAUUCUUGCUCUUAAUGUAAAAUUAAGACGAUUUCAUGCUUCUUUGAGAUGAUGUGAAACUUAUAAAAACGGCCACAGUUUUUAUUUUUCACCCAUUAAUUAGUAAUAACCAAGACAGGCUUGAUCAGUGUCAAAGAAGCUCUCAAAAGGUAAAACUAGAAUGGAUUGUUCUACGUGUGUAAUUUUGUAUCAUUCUCCCCUGAGAGAAGAUCUGUUUACCGUCUGUAAUGUAUACUAUAUAAUAAGAUUACUUCAUUACUGUA